CGUGAACGAGGCACCAUAGACAGAGAACACAGCACGGGAAGAACAACUCGGCUCUUCGAUAAAAGUUCCCUCCUUUUUACUUUGAGCAUGACACAGCGUGCAUCUCCGUCCCGGGGCCGGCGCGCUCCGGUGAGUCCUUCGCAGAGAGAACGGCUUCUCGUCGACUCGGGGUUGGACCAGCGCUCCAGACUACUCUCGACGACCCAACACGGAGCCGCGACCGUUUCAGCUACAACAGGGCAGCUCGUGGACGAGGAGCAACACCCCCAUUCUGCGCAGCGUCACCAGUUACAGCUCCACCAAAAGCCGUUGUACCACGGCAAAAAUGGGGCAGCAGCGCGCACCUACCACAUCGACCCGGCAAAGUAUUCCAUUCUCCAAGCCGGAGGGUCUUCUUCGUCGUCCUCCAGCGCCAGAACCGGUAAUAUUAAGACAGCACAAUCGUCAACAUCUGCAGGAGCCCCCACCACCACCUCUGUGCAGACUUCUGCCGCUGACCAGCAAGAGCGUUCUUCAGCAGCAACAUUCUGGCCACCGCCGCGCACCAUGGCUCGGGAGCCGCACGGCGGCGCAAUCACCGGACGCAGCCCCGCUACCUCUUCCUCGGCAGUGGAUCUUCCAGUGGCGGUCGCGCCGUCGCCCGUGGAGAGGCACCGAGAGGUGGUGCAACAGCUCGGUGGUUCAUCGGUUGGUACGGCUUCUGCUUCCGCCGCCGCGACGAGUACAACAACCAGUCUUGUUUCGGCGACAACAUUUGGUGCAGCCCCGUCGACGACUUCAAGUGCGUCGAUUUCGCUCACGGGGUCGUACAUGGCAGAACUUUCGCAGCGUGUGGACGAGGCCCGGAAAAGAAUCAAGCUUUCCGAAAAUUUCAGUUUGCAUUCGGCGCGAGGAGUUGUAGAGUACCCUGCUUCCGGCAGGACGACGAGGACGACCCAGCAGGCCACGUCGGCGAUAAACGGGGACACAAACGAAGAUAUUUCAUCAAUAAACACUGCAGAAAGUAGACUGCCACUGCGUGGUGAUCCGGCCGCUUCCUCUUCUCGUGUGAGCAGCAAGAACAGGAGUUUUGAUGUUCUCCCUUCGGCGCAAGUGGCACCGCAGGAGCGGACCGGAGUUUAUAGCUUCGGCGGCGGAGCGGGAGCAGGAGCCGCUCCAGCACCAGCUACUUCGGGCUCUUCCUACGUCAGGCCAAGUGGCGGAGAUCUUCAUUGUGGGUCCGAAAUUGCUACGUUUGCAACUACCAACGAGGCCGCGUUUUUUGUCGACACCAAUGAGCGCCAGCUGGAAGCUAAUGUUCCAGCGGAGAGCGAUUCCGGAGGAGAGGUGCCGAGCGAGGACGACUCGGAACUUUUGGCGCAUGAAGAGAAGGCACACACGGUCCUCUCACCGAUGUUGCCGCAGACCUUUGUCGGCAACAAGACCACAACAACCUCGGUUGAGGACGUGCAAAAGCUGAAGGAAAAAUACCUCGCGAAAGCUGCAGCCGCGGCAACGACAACCCCGCGAACAGGUGAGGAGCCACAGACUGUGCCGUCCACUACCUCAGACCCGGUCGUGGUGACCUCCGCUCGAAGCCGGUUGGCACAACCCAGGUUCUCGCCCGUCGCGGUAACGAAUAAACCAGAAGUUUCAACAUCGAUGCAGCUUGUAGGACAAACUGGGUUUGGGCCUAGCUCGAGUAUGAAGGCUGCCGGGUCGUCGGAAGAUACAACUCUAAUAUCACCCGCAGCAGGAGGCAAAGCAGAUUGUGACUUUGCUGAGGACGGCUCGCAAGUCAUGGAAGACACCAAACCAAGCACGGAGCAGCUCAGCUAUAUCGCCGACCACGAUCCGCCUCCUGCGGACAACGCAGCUUCUACGAUGGAGCGGGUGCAAGUAGCGGUUCGGAUCCGCCCGCUGAUCAGCCGCGAGGCCCAGAACGGGUGCGCGGAGUGCGUUGUUUGUCCGAAUGGCAGCAGUUCGCUGGACAACAGCAACCCUGCAACUACGUCGGCGGGGGCGUUACACUCAACACUCGCAACACCCCACUUCGACCCGGUUGUUGCGAUUGGGCAGCAGCGGUACACCUUUGAUUACGUGUUCGGCACCGAUUCGACACAGCAGCAAGUGUUUGAGACGUGCUGCCGCCCGUUGGUGCCCGGCGUCUUCGAGGGGCUCAACGCCAGUCUGCUCGCCUACGGGCAGACCAGCGCGGGGAAGACCUACACCCUGGGCAGCUUUGCGCAGGCGGUCCACAACGGGCUGGGGGACGCGCAGUCGGGCAUGAUCCCCAAGUUCGUGCAGUGCUUGUUCGCGGAAAUGGAAAAGCGGAAGACGGAGAAGUUUUUGGUGCGGUGCAGUUUUCUCGAACUCCACAACGAGGAGUUGAAGGACUUGCUGGCUAGUAGCAGCUAUCCUGUGCAAAAGUAUCGUACUCGUAGUAAUUGCAAUCGUGCAGUACAAAUCUCUUUCUCAAGGCAAAUCUGCAUUACAAAUUCAGUUUCUCAUGCUGAGAAAAUUUGUCAUGCGAUUUAUACUAGUGCGAUGCUUUUGCAAUGCACAGCAGCCUGUCGGCUGCAAGUACAGCAACUUCUAGUGGUGGAGCGGCGGGGGCUUCGUCUUCUUCUUUGCAGGGGCUUGUGAUUCGGGAAGACAGGGAACGAGGUAAGAGGUUAAAAAGAAUGCUGUAGGGAGAUGAAAAUUUGGAAGAAUAAUUGUUUUGUUAGCUGCUGCUCCCUAGCCCUACGUAAGUCGCUGUAUGCAGUUGUCGCGUUCCACCUGCUGUGGCCGCACGAGUUAGUGCCCGAUUCAUGUUGUUGCUAUUUCUUUCUAGACACUCGGUAUUUGUUGAAGGCUAUUUGAAACCCCGCCAAGGCGUCGUCGUUUCCGGACUCCGCGAAGUGGAGGUGCGAACGGCCAGUGACCUCCUGAAAGUUCUGGACCGGGGUGCUGUGUACAGAACCACCGGCGCAACUCUAAUGAACGACUACUCCUCGAGGUAUAUGUUGUUUUCUGACGUAGAGGUCUCUCUUCUACAAAUGGCCAGGAAUUCCAAUUCGAUCCUUAUUCCCGCUAGACCUGAUCAAGAAAUGAAAACAAUACGACAACAUCAACUCCCCAUCGAACUCGAAUGAAAAGGUCUCACGCGGUGUUUUCCGUCGUUGUGGAACGGCAGAAGCAGGACGGCGACUGCCUGACGGCAAAGCUGCGGUUUGUGGACCUUGCCGGGUCCGAGCGCGUGAAAAAGACCGGCACGAUGGGGGACCGGUUCCGGGAGGGCGUGGCGAUCAACCAUAUCGCAAGAAAAAAGUGUUGCAGUUACACAUUGUGUUGCAGGCCAAGCAAGACAGAGCAGCUCUGUCAUGCCGGAUAUGCAUAGGUGCUUCGUUUCAUAGGUGUUUUCCCUUAGGAUUUCUGCAUUGCAAGUUUUCUCUCUCAUGCAGAGAAAUAUGUGUUGCUGAAUUGACAACAAGUGUGUACCUGUAGUACUUUUUUCGUGCGAUUAACGAGGGCCUGCUCGCACUAGGAAACGUGAUUGCGGCGCUCGGGGACGCGAGUCUGAACAAGGCGCACGUGCCGUAUCGCGAUUCCCGCCUCACCCGGCUCCUGCAGGACAGUCUGGGGGGGAAUUCCCGGACCGUAAUGCUCGCGUGCGUCAGUCCGGCAGACGUCAACUUCGGAGAAAGUUUGAACACAUUGAAGUAAGUACUUGUUUUUUUGCUGCUUGUUGAUCGAUGAUCCGCCGUGGCCUACGAGUUUUCUUUCUACCAAAUGAAAAAGGAAUCGCAAUUGAUCGUGUUCAGUUCAAUUAUGGUUGGAUGUUCAAUACCUAUCGCCUUGUCGACAAAAAAACUCCACCAACCCAGGUACGCCAACCGUGCGCGCAAUAUUAAGAACAAAGUUUCCCAAAAUCUCAACGUGGAGGACGCAGAACUGGUGAAAAUGAAGCAGCGCAUAUGCAAGAAAAAAACUGUGUAAGUGUAACUUUGUAUAUGCAGAACAUGCAACAGAGUUACGCCUGUCAUGCCAGACAGCCAUGAAGUCCUCUUUUCAUGUGUGUUUUCCCUUACAAGCAACGCAUGACCGGUUUUCGCUGUCAUGUAGAGCAAAUUUGUGAUGCUGUCAGCCAAGCAAAGUUACACGAACAGAGUUUUUUUGUUGGAUAGCGCAUCCAGGAGCUGCAGCUGGAACUGUUGAUUGCGAAAACGGACAUGAGCGGCCGUGGUGCCGGCGGAAUUACAUCGGCUACGAUGCGUUCCGACGGGCAGAUUUCCGACGUGGUGGCGGAACUGCGGGAGCAGCUGGACCGGUUUGGAAAAGAGAACAAACAGCUCCAGAGCGAAAACACCGAAUUGAAAAUCAAGCUGCGCGAGGCCUCGGAGGAAACGGAGAAACUGCGGGCGCAGCACAAUUUCAUGGCCAGUAAGCUGUUCACGACUGACGACGAUGGUGACACAAACGAUUUGGCGAGCAACGGGGAAGGUGACUUGGAGAAAAAAGCUUUGAAAGCGUACUUGAAAGAGAUCGACGACCAGAAAAAGCGGAUUCGGAAUUUAGAGAGCAGACUGCAAAAAGCGGUGGCCGAUCAGAAGAUCGCAAACAACAACAGUUCCGAGUUGCAGCGCGUGAUCGCACAGAGUCGCGCGCAGGUCCUCGUCGAUGCAUCUUCAUCGCAACAGAUCCUCGUUGCCAACACAGCUCCUCGAGAGGCAACAUCAAACAAUACCGGCAGCGCCGCCACAGCUUCUGCAGCGGAAGAGCCGCCCCUGGACAUGGAUGAGCUCGAGGACCUCACCCACGCGGCCACGGAUCAGGCCGAGGAAGAGACGUUUCGGAAGGAGCAGCAGAAUUUUAUUGUGAGGAAAAAUCCCCCCUCCCCAUAUCAAAACGAAGUUUCUGAUGCUGGAUUUGCGUACACAAAUCAGAUUUGUCCUGCUAGAGAGGCCUGCACGCCUAUGCUGACCCUGAGUAGGGAGGUUUUGGGCUAGGCGCUGAGCAUGGCAAACGUCUAGUCUGUAGGGCCAACAGCAUCACAAACCGCCUGCAGAAUGCGGCGGAGCCUGUGGGGUUGCGUUCUUGCAAGACAGAGACGAUCUGUGGUCACCAAUCAGCAUUACAAAUUUCUUGAGACGUGCCUUUUCGAUAUGGGGAGGGGGGAUUUUUCCCUUUGAUAAAUUUGCAGGAGCGCAUGGUGGAUUUGGAGAAGGCUAUAGCAGAAAAAGAGAAGUUGAUGGAGCAGCUCUGUUUCCAGGAAAGGGCAUUUUACAGCAUGAAACAGCGUUACGAGUCCCGGUGCAAGGAGCUCGAGGACCAAAUCGCGAAUGUGCAAGCGGACAAGUUGAAACUGGAAAAGGAAAUCUCGGAAAAGGGCAGUAGUACCACCACUGGUCCGCUGUCUGGUAGUGCUACAACAACUCCAACGCCGGUAAGUAGUAGUUCUAAUCAGAAGCAGGCGCUGCUACAGGGCAAGCUCGCGGAGGUUAACCGGCACUUGACGCAGCUGCAACGGCAGCAGCAGGAGGCGCAGCGGCUGUUUCGCGCCAAGGAGGCGCAGGAACGGAGGAUGCUGAAGAUGGGCGACGAGAUCGCGCGCCUCCGGGGCCAGCGCGACACCAUCCAGCACCGGGUGCGGCAGGAGGAGAACCGGUUCCGGAAGUGGAAGAAGGAGUGGCAGGCCAAGUACAAAAACCUGCAGGAGGAAAACAACGCGCUGACCAGUAAAAUCCGGAGGCAACAGGUGCUCGCGGGCACGCCGGUAACCUACCCCGCGAAUGUCAGUGGUGGGUCGACGUCCACGCUCCGGUCCGGGGCUGCGACGCCCUUGCUGGUUGGAACCUCGCAGCCGCGAACACCACUCGGACUUGGUGGUUUGAAGUGGAAUAGUACAGCUGCAGCUUCUAACGCAGCAACGCCGGUUGGAACUAGACAUUCCAGCGGCUCGACGCAACUGCAACAUCCCCGCGGGAGCAGUACUACUAGUGGUACUACAGCGGGAGGUGUUGAACAAACCUCCAAUGCAACGAACAAAACGCAGCUGCUAAGCGGGGAGAUCGCGCAGCGAAAAUUGUGGGUGGAGCGCGAGAUGGCCCGCGCACAACGGCUGAAGGACGCCAACACGAAACUGGAAAGAGACCUGCGAGAGCGGGACGAUAAGGUUUCGCAACUCCAGCAGUUAAACGAAGAGCUGCAAAAGCAGCUGUUGACCAACGGCGACGACGAACAAAUGCUGCGGGAGGAGAAAGAAACGUUGCAAGCCGAGCUCCAGUACGACACCGACCGGAUCGCCGAAACGCAAAAGGAGCUCGCAGAGUUACUGCAAGGGGAUAAUGGUACAGGUACUUCCACUAGCAGCAGCGCUACUUGUAGUUCUACUACUUCAAGGUGGCCUGCUAGUGGUACUGGCGAUAGAGCAGGUGCUACAACAUCCUUCGGGGCGAAGCUAUUUGAGAAGCUGCAGUCGCACCGCAACGUGGCCACGGUGUGCGUGGCAGCGCUGGACCAAUUGGACGAGGCGUUCUCCGAGGCGAAAGCGCUCAAAACGCGCCUGCAGUCGCUGGAGGCUGAGAUCGAGCAGGGACAGUUGGUGCAGACCGACUUGCAGCAGCGUUUGGACGUCCAGCAGCAGGAAGCGGAGAGGGAGCUGGCGGAAAUACAGCGGCUGCACGUGGAGAAGGAACUGGCUUUGCUAAACGAAGUGCAAGGUGGUGUUACCUCUUCUACGCAGGUAGAAGGGAACUCUGCCGGCCCUAGUGCAACGUCCACCUCUCCGGCAAAACAGAAUAAGCCAGGCAGUGGCAAUGGCAAGAAAUCCUCACUGUUGACCGGAAAUCACCAUAAUGAGGAGGAUCUGCGUUCGGAGCAGUUGCGGCUCCUACAAGAGCAGAACUUCGACCUGCGCAAACAAAACGACGAGCUGCGGCAAAGCGGGACAAGACCUGCGGAUGAACCAAGCGCCAGUACAGCGAGGAUAUUCCCCCCGCAAGGUCGUGACUCGACCGCAGAUCACCUGCAGGACGAACUCAAUCAGUUGAAAGAAACCGUUACCGACUUGCGGCGAGAAAACGCGGCGCUGAUAGCGGAGCAAGCAAGCAGUAGUAGUAGAAACAGCUUUUUGGAUCAUGAUCUGAGUCGAGGAGCUCCUGGUGACCACAUCAUGGAAGACUUGGAUAGUGGAACUCCUGGUGGUGGAUCAGGAACUUCGGGAUCUCUCGCGACAACACUCGUCGUACCAGGAUCAUCGAAACGAUCUAAAACAUCAUCCUCGAAGCCCGCAGCGGGCACGCUGAGCAAGUUGCUCUACGAGUUAGCGGACGAAGCCAUCGCGGCCAGCGCAGCCAGCAGUAAAAAGACGAGUGAGAGCAGCAGUGGUACCCAGUCGUCAGGCAGCUCCAGUGCUAGUGCGACCGUUUCGCAACCACAGCCCAGCCCCUUGCCGGCAAUUUUGGCGAAAGCGCAAGCUCUACUGUUUGACAUUUGGUCGGACGUGGGCAUGGGCGCGGAGAAGCAGAAAGCCCAGCUGUCGAUUCUGGAGAAGCGGGUCAUUGACAUCUGCGCCCACGAGUUGGAGCACCAAGAGUACCGGUGGUAUCAGCUGAGAAAAGAAGCCGGUCGGCUCGAGGAGGGGCUGUCCAAGUGCUACUCGAUUACAGUUGGGGGUUCUGGUACAACUUCAGCAUCUACUGGUACCUUCUCGGCGAGCGGUGGCAAGAACUACACAAGUGGCAGUGGCGCAUCGGGCAAAGCACUGAAUACCGGUGGCACAUCAACUGCAAGUGGCUCCUUACAACUACCGGCUGCAAGCAGUUUCCCGGAACUGCUCUCGAAAUAUGACGUCCGGCUAGCAACCACUGUGAAGCAGAACGGGUUUUAUAACCAGGGUAGUUCAACAUCAACGUCGCACUCAUCGACAGAACAACACCAGCAGCUACAGCAGCCAUGUGGCGCCAACGGCAACGCCGUAAAUAAUACACCAGGUAGUUUCAACAUAAAUGCGUCCUUGCUGAAGGGAAACAUCCUUGCCUCCACUGCGACGCGGGGGAAAAAGCCUUCCGCUUUGACCGCAGUGCUUGACAAGUAUUCUGUGUUGACCUUGUCUCCGCAGAAGCAUCAAGGAGAUCUCGGAACGUCAUCAAGCUCAAGUUCAUCUACCGGGCCAGCAAAUGGACUCGUCUUUCACCCCAUCGGAGGAGCUGCAGCAUCUUCCUCUUCCAGUUCUCUAUCGGAGCAGAAUUCAGCUGCUGUCGUACCAACUACCCCACUGCCGCUGCACGAACGGCUGCAGAAACUGCAGCACGUGGCAAAGGAUGUGUUGACCGAACAGGUCAGCCAGUUGCGCUUGCUAGCGGAGGAGCUCUACCUCGUCCCGGCGGGAACGAAAGCGGUGGGAGGAAGGAUCGCAAAGAAGUGGCUCGUGUAUGGUGGUGGAUCCUGCAACAUCCCGGCUGAAGGUGAAGAGCAAGCCGAGGUUGAUGUUGAUCCUGCAAAUGGUCGCGCGGAACGGCAGUCAUCUGCUAGCACAUCAACGACGUCGAGAGCAUCGGAUGUGGUACUGGUGUCGAAGAGCAGCAGUAGCUCCUCUACGCAGGCGACAUCAAAGUACAACUAUGCCUCCUUCACCCCCGGACCCCGCACCCUCGCGUCCGUGCAGCAGCAGCAAAACGAUUUUUCCCUGCAAGAAGCGCACGACGCGACUUUCCUACAGCCACCGAAAACACUGUGGGCGCCCAUGAGCGGAGUGGAGCUUCGCCUCUUUGUCGACGGAGAGAUAGCGAGUCUGACGGAUGAGGAAAAAGCGAGCAACUUGCUAACGCCAGGUGGAGUAGUUGCCUCAACACUGCCCGGAGGAGCCGGAGCUGGUGAGGCUACGACACUUGCUCCGUCGGUAGCUGGAGGAUCAUCGGGAAGUGGUGUACUAAAGGCGUCGAACCAAAGGAGCGAGCAUCUCCUUUGCGAAGUUGCACAGCGCAACCAGGAACUGCAGCUGGUCAAGAGAGCCGUCGCACACGUGAAGCAGAAGCUGCAAAAGGAGAUUUCGCGCUACAACAACCGAUUGGAACAACAAGGACCGGGCUUGUCGCAAGAGCAACAAGUAACUGGCGGUUCGUUUGGAGGGGGUUCUUUUGGCAGUAAGCAGGGUGCCAGUACUAGUACAACAACGCCACAUCAGACCACUUCCGAUGCGUCGAGUGGAGUAGACCACCAGGAAAGCAACUCGUCUUCUAUCCAGAUAAAAUCCCUCUCCGACGCACGGGCGGCCAAGCAUCGUGGGCAGCAGCAGGGAGCAUCAAACUCAAGCUCCUCUGCGACGUCCACACCGGUAGUUGUUGUGGAUCUGAGUAAGAAAACGGGGAAUACGCCGAAAAACAAAGACAAGAAGCAAAGCUCGUCAAGUAGAACAUCAGAGCAGGAAAUUCAAAGCGUCAUUUCAUCAACUCCCUGCUCGUUUUUCGAAGUACGAAAACUGGAACUGGAGCUCGAGCGGCUGCAGGAGGAGUGCCGGGCGGAAGUGGCCGGCGCCCGCGUCGAGCUUGCGGAAUUGUGGGAGGAACUGCAGACCCCGGAGGAGGAGAGAAACGGGUUCACCGCCCGGGUGAAGAGCCUGCUCAACGGGACCGGUUGUAAAAGUUCUGGCACGGAUUCCCAUUCCGCGGCAAGUAGUACGACCUCGACGCCGAUAAACAACGGGGCAGGAAUGAUUCAUCUUAGCGGUGUUGAGAAGAACGAUACUGGUACAACUCCCAGUGAAACUACAAGUAGUAGACCAACGUUGUUCGGAGCGGGCGGAAUAGCUGCAGGAGGACUCUCCUCUGAGACUUGUCAGCAGCUGGAUGCGGACGUGUUUGCCACAUUCGCAGUGUCGCUGCGCGAGGAAGUGGACGCAUCAACUUCCUCGAGUAGUACAACUGUGACUUUGGACCACGAUAGUUCAUCCUCGCAAGGCAAUUCCUAUUCCACCACGUUUGGCAGCUUCCUCGGACCACCUUCCAGCGCCAGCCCUGGCAGUUCGCCCCAUUUCGCCGGUUUUACGCUGCUGAGGCAAAGCCCGCUGAAGGCGUUGUUGCUUGUGCGUCGAGAAUGUCACCACCUGCGGGUGAAGACGGAGGCGCGGGCGAUCAUCUUGCGCAAAUACGACCAGUGCGUGCAGCUGAAAACCAAAAUAAGGGAGUUUGAAGCCAACACGCAGGAGAAAGGCGCGGAUCGGUUCAAGGUAGAGGCUGUCUUUGAGAUGACUUGACUCUUGUGCUUAAAUUUGAAACAUCCUUUUCGUGCGGUGUUUCGUGGUAGGCAGUCGUAGUCGCAAUGUAGCUCCUACCUACUCUUUUCAUCUUUGCAUGAGAGGUUUUUUGCUCAUAAAAAGAAGGAACUUAGCUCGCGGCAUCAAAGAAAGAACCCUAAAUCUUCACAUCACCUCAUGACAGGGCAACUCGAUUUUGCUCUUGCAGGAGGAACAGCAGCGGAAUCGGCUGCGGCGCAAAAAAGAGAAACUGGUCGAGGAAUUGCUGCAGAAGGUCGAAGAGUGGGAGAAUUGCUGCCAGGAGAAGUUUAUGCAAUGCAAAAGCAUCGCACUAGUAUAAAUUGCAUUACAAAUUAGCCCAGCAUUACAAAUUGAAUUUGCAAUGCUGAUCUGCCUUGAAAAAGAGAUUUGUAAUGCAUAAAUACAAUUACUACGAGUGCGAUACUUUUGCACAGGAUAAAGUUUCUCCUGCACGACUCCGACGCGUUGCUAAAGGACGAAAUCGUCAAGCUCCAGAUGGCCACCAACAUCUAACGAUUUUUUUUCGCAGUUUUCGGUUGUAGAGUUGAACGCCGGAGGUGCAGCGAGAAAUGUUGACGCCGAGUGUCUUGAUAAUCAAGACUCUAAUUGUAACAAUCAAUAGAAGUCGUAGUCGAGUUUUUAGAGAAUGAAAAAAACGCAGGAAGCAAAUGACACAACUUGAAGAAUAGGUAUUAACAAAGAUGAAAGUAGAGGAGUUACACGAUAAAAUCAACACAUUAACACAGGUAGAAGAAGCAGUCGUGGUACUAUGUUGCGCGUAGAAGUUGUCAUAAUGUUUACUUACAGCACGGCUCUACUACUAUCGUUUUUGCAUAAAAAUGAACGAGGAAAGCACCACAGUAGCUGCGCUAUGAAUUGGAUCGAAAAUGAACAAUGAUUUCAAGUGAGAAGGUCGCAAAAAAUGCAGCAU
Messenger RNA from Amoebophrya sp. A120, 11168 nucleotides. The record is from the annotation of a GenBank genome assembly. Lineage: Eukaryota; Dinophyceae; Syndiniales; Amoebophryaceae.